AUGGUUCAAUCAUCUAUCCUCGGCUUCCCUCGCAUGGGAGUCAACCGUGACUUGAAGAAGGCCACCGAAGCUUACUGGGCUGGCAAGAUCUCUCAGUCUGACCUCCUUGCAGAGGCCAAGAGACUUCGUCUUGAGCACUGGAAUAUCCAGAAGAAGGCUGGUGUCGAUGUCAUUCCUAGCAAUGACUUUGCCCUCUACGAUCAAGUUCUUACUCACAUCCAAGAUUUCGGCGUCGCUCCUCCUCGCUACACAACACAAGGUCUCGAUGCUAUCGAUGAGUACUUUGCUAUGGGUCGUGGACACCAGAAGGAUGGCAUUGAUGUCCCAAGUUUGGAGAUGGUGAAAUGGUUCGACUCGAAUUACCACUAUGUCAAGCCAACCUUCCAGGAUGGCCAGACCUUCAAGCUCAACCCAAAUCCAAAGGCCGUUAACGAAUUCCUCGAGGCUAAGGAGGCUGGUAUCACCACUCGUCCAGUUCUCGUCGGUCCGGUUUCUUUCCUCCACCUAGGAAAGCCGGAUCGUGAUCAGACCGUCAACCCUAUCGACCUUCUUGAGAAGCUCCUCCCGGUAUACGAGGAGCUCCUCACCAAGCUGAAGGAGGCUGGUGCCGAGACUGUGCAGAUUGAUGAGCCAACUCUUGUCUUCGAUCUCCCAGCAAAGACCAAGGCUGCUUUCAAGCCAACAUAUGAGAAACUUGCCAGCUUAGGUGACAAGAUUCCAAAGCUCGUCUUUGCCACAUAUUUUGGUGAUAUCGUCCACAACAUUGAUGCUCUUCCAUCAGACAUCUACGCUGUGCACGUCGACUUGGUCCGCAACCCAGAGCAACUUGACACUGUCAUCUCUGCUCUCGGCUCAAAGACUAUUCUCUCCGCUGGUGUCGUCGAUGGACGUAACAUCUGGAAGACCAACCUCAAGCGUGCUAUCGAGACCGUCGAGACCGCUGUUCAGAAGCUCGGCAAAGACCGCGUCAUUGUCGCUACCUCCAGCUCCCUUCUCCAUACCCCACACACUCUCGCAAGCGAGAAGAAGCUUGAUCCCGAGGUUGCUGAUUGGUUCUCCUUCGCUGUCGAGAAGGCAUCCGAGGUUGCAGUGAUCGCUAAGGCUGUCACUGAUGGCCCAGCUGCUGUUCGCGCUGAGUUGGAGGCUAACGCCAAAUCAAUUCAAGCCCGCGCUACCUCCAAGCGAACAAACGACCCUAAAGUCAAGGAUCGUCAAUCAAAGAUCACUCCAGACUACUACAACCGAAAGAGCGAGUUCCCAGUCCGCAUUGCACAGCAACAAAAGAGCUUGGGACUUCCUCUUUUCCCAACCACUACCAUCGGAUCUUUCCCUCAGACCAAGGAAAUCCGUAUCCAGCGUAACAAGUUCACCAAGGGUGAGAUCACCGCUGAGGAAUACGAGAAGUUCAUCGAGAAGGAAAUCCAAGAUGUCGUCAAGAUCCAAGAGGAACUUGACCUUGAUGUCUAUGUUCAUGGUGAGCCAGAGCGAAACGACAUGGUUCAAUACUUCGGUGAGCGUCUCGAUGGAUAUGCUUUCACCACUCACGCCUGGGUCCAAUCUUACGGUUCUCGAUGUGUCCGUCCUCCAAUUGUUGUUGGUGACAUCUCUCGCCCAGCACCAAUGACCGUCAAGGAGUCCAAAUAUGCCGUGUCCAUCUCCAAGAAGCCAAUGAAGGGCAUGUUGACUGGUCCAAUCACCUGUCUGCGAUGGUCUUUCCCUCGUGACGAUAUUCAUCAAUCCGUCCAAGCUGAGCAACUUGCUCUCGCUCUCCGUGAUGAGGUUGUUGAUCUUGAGGCUGCCGGUGUAUUUGUCAUCCAGGUCGAUGAGCCUGCUCUUCGUGAGGGUCUUCCUCUUCGUUCCGGUAAGGAGCGCGAGGCUUACCUCGACUGGGCUGUCAAAUCUUUCCGUCUCUCCGUCUCCGGUGUUCAAGACUCCACUCAAAUCCACUCUCACUUCUGUUACUCUGAGUUCCAGGACUUCUUCCACGCCAUCGCCGCUCUUGAUGCUGAUGUCCUCUCCAUCGAGAACAGCAAAUCCGAUGCUAAGCUUCUCAAGGUCUUCGUCGAUGAGGCAUACCCACGACACAUUGGACCAGGUGUCUAUGACAUCCACUCUCCUCGUGUUCCAAGCGAGCAAGAGAUCAAGGACAGAAUCGAGGAAAUGCUGCAAUACCUCAAGCCUGAGCAACUUUGGAUCGACCCUGAUUGUGGUCUUAAGACUCGACAAUGGGCUGAGACCAAGGCCGCUUUGGUCAACAUGGUCAACGCUGCUAAAUUCUUCCGUGAGAAAUAUGCUAAGAAAUAA
Molecule: messenger RNA, 2304 nt
Organism: Glarea lozoyensis ATCC 20868
Lineage: Eukaryota; Fungi; Ascomycota; Leotiomycetes; Helotiales; Helotiaceae
Product: UROD/MetE-like protein
Exons: 3
Coding region: 1-2304 (767 amino acids)
Molecular function (GO): 5-methyltetrahydropteroyltriglutamate-homocysteine S-methyltransferase activity; zinc ion binding
Source: RefSeq, a predicted model, not a curated record